UUUAGAGAAAAACAUUUGCAAAAAUGAGUUUUGUAAUAGUAACAUUUUCAUUUGGAGGCAUGGCGAAAUUGUCAAGAUCAACGCAGGCGACGACGGACGGUUUAUAGUAGAGUUCGUGUUGGUGUUUAUCUUUCCCAAGUAUUUUUUUUUCUGCUUUCGACCAGCCAGCGAAUUUUCCGAUUGUCUUGGAUAAAGCGUGUUUGAAUUUGUAUCCUUGGUGCCAUAUGUGCUGGAAGAACAGUGAUCAAUAUGUGGGUGAAGCCACAAGAAGUUCUACUGGCAAAUGCUUUCUGGGUAACAGAACAAGCAACAGUAUAUUUUGUUUUACAACGUCGUAAGGGAUAUGGAAAAACCAAAGGUCUUAGCUCCAUAUUGGUGGGAACAUUGGAUAGCGUACUUGACACUAAACCCCCACCUUUUAGGAUUCUUCAUCAAACACCAUCAUCAGAAGUUUAUUGGGAAGUUGCGUGUUCCUUGACACAUGAUGAAAUCUUGCAAGAUUGGGAAUGGCUACACGCAAAUUUGAUGGAUACCUUAACUUCUUUCGAUACAGAAGAAGAAAUAACUGAAUUUGUUUGUUGCAAGGUACAAUCUAUUAUCGCAAACAGUGCUCCGGAUUGUCAAUUUGCAGAUGAAGAAGAUCCAGAAUCAUUUAAGACUAUGUCUUUUAAAUUCCAUCAACUUUUUAAUGUACCAAAGGAGGAUAAAUUGGUCAAUUACUAUUCUUGCAGUUAUUGGAAAUCUCGUUUACCUAGACAAGGAUGGUUAUAUUUGUCAGUAAACCAUAUGUGUUUUUAUGCAUAUAUUCUGGCAAGAGAGACUAAGUUAAUUAUAAGAUGGGCAGAUAUCACUGAAUUGGGCAAAACCAACUCUAUCCUUUUUCCCGAUAGUAUACGUGUUGUAACUAGGGACAAUAAAGAUCAUUAUUUUUCAUUGUUUCUACAUAAAUCCGAGACAUAUUCAUUAAUGGAACAACUUACAAAUAUUGCUAUGAAAAGACUUAUAGAUGAGAAGAGUGGUUUCAAUGAAGACAGAGAACUUUUAAACAAGUUAAGCAAGAAUAUACCUAAAAAACCGUCUUUCUUAAAAAGAGAUCUGGAUGCUCGAGCACACUCUGAAGCCUACAGAUUACAAUUCAGAUUACCAGGAAGUGAAAAGUUGGAUGGUAGUAUCGAUGCAACACUAUGGACGCCAUACAAUAAGAGAUACGUCUGGGGAAAAAUAUUUUUAUCUCAAAAUUACCUUUGUUUUGAAAGCAGGGUAAGAGGAUUAGUAAGUUUAGUCGUACCUCUGAGGGAGGUGAGGCUCAUAGAACCUGCCGAAAAUCAGUCAUCUAGCACAGGAAUAGAUAAGUCUAUUUUAGUGACAACUGCACGGUCGUCCUUUUUGUUUGCUCAGAUUCAUGACAGAGAUUUCGUUGUCCAAAAAAUAUCUGAAUUAUUAGCAAAAUCUAAACUGUCCGCUUUAAGUAUGACAGACAGUUUACCGUUCCAAAACAAUUUACCACAAAGUGAUAACAACUCUGAUGAAACUAAACCUGCUAAUCAGUGGAAACCUCAGCCACCGUUAAUGACAUUAUUUAAAGCCCCAUUAAGCAACGAAGCAGCAUUAAAACAGGAAGCUAAAGAGAAACAAUGGGAACUUCAUUUUGCAGAAUAUGGAAGAGGUAUUACAAUGUACAGAACAACAGAAACAGCGAAAUUAAUAAUUCAAGGACUACCGCAGACUCUCAGGGGAGAAGUUUGGCUCACAUUUUCUGGUGCUUUGAAUGAAAUGGUAAUGAAUCCAGGUGUUUACAAAUCAUUAGUUGACCAAUCACUAGGAAAAUCUUGUCAAGCAAACGAGGAAAUAGAAAGAGAUUUACAUAGAUCAUUACCGGAACAUCCAGCAUUUCAAUCUGAUACCGGCAUUAGUGCAUUGAGAAGAGUGCUUUCCGCGUAUGCUUGGAAAAAUCCACAAAUUGGUUACUGCCAGGCAAUGAAUAUAGUAGCUUCUGUUUUAUUAAUUUACUGCUCAGAGGAAUCUGCCUUCUGGCAAUUAUGUAAUGUAUGCGAAUCACUAUUACCCGAUUACUAUGACAGAAGAGUAGUUGGUGCUCUUGUUGAUCAAGGUCUUUUGGAAGAACUAGCUGCUGAACAUUUACCAACUCUGCAUGCUAGGCUACAAGAACUUGGUCUAAUCAAAGUUAUAUCACUUUCAUGGUUCUUAACGAUAUUUUUAAGCGUUAUGCCAACUAGCAGCGCAGUAAAUAUAAUGGAUUGCUUUUUCUACGACGGAGCAAAAGUCAUUUUCCAGAUAGCAUUGACAGUACUGGAAUGGAAUCAAGAUAAAUUGCUUAAUUGUCGUGACGAUGGUGAAGCUAUGCAGUUGUUAACAGAUUAUCUUGGAGGUGUAUACAAUGACGAGGGACCUAUAUUGCCUAGACCAGUUGAUAGUGCAACUCCCAACAGAAGUAUAUCUGUUCAAACUUUAAUAUAUGAAGCAUAUUCAAGAUAUGGAACAUUGACUAUUGGUGGAAUAGAAAGGCUUCGUUUGAAACAUAGACUUAGGGUAGUUCAAAGUUUAGAAGAGGGUAUCGAAAAGAAUGUAAUCAGAAGUGUUGUUGGUGACAAAUACAUGACGCUGGAAGAAUUACAGGAUCUGCUAAGUUUAAUUAGGGAAGAAUUAAUGAGUCAACGAAAAUCUGAACCUGAUCGUUAUGAUCCGACUCAGCCUCCUUACGAAGCGUAUAAAGUAGACUUCGAAUUAUUCAGGAUACUAUUCGGUGGUCUGUCUCCAUGGGGAAAGUGUAGUCAAGCUGAAUCUUUAGCUGCUCGGCUAUUCCGUUUGAUGGACCGUAAUCGUGAUGGUUUGCUAAACUUUCGGGAAUUAGUACAAGCUAUCGGAAUGACAGCGACUGCUGACUUGACGCAGAGAUUAAAGCUUUUGUAUACUCUGCAUUUACCGCCUUUACUCACACCCGUUGACUUCGAAUCACCAGUGCAUUCUGAUGGAGCAGAAGUAGCUGCAGAAGCUACAGACUUUUUCGAUAGUAUGGAACAAAGUGUCGCUUCCUUAGAGAUGCCAGUUAGUAUGGCAGAGGAGCCAUCCGCAGAGCCAUCCACUUUAUCUCGUUCAACAAGUUUGAAUAGUCAACAAGGAGAUCAGUCAUGGGAAAUUCAAAGCAUGGGCAGUUUACGCUCUAUGAUAGCGUCCAAAGACAGUCCACUGGAUCUAAAAAAUGUGCCAAAAAUGUCGCAGGGACACUUAAUAGCUUUAUGGAAAACUCUUUAUGACAUGUUCCCCGCACAACCAGAAGAACAAGAAACUUAUCAUUGUAUAGCUUCAAUAGGUACUCUUUUGCUUCAAUUAGGCGACGUUGGUAAAAAAUUUUAUGUUGAACGAGAUGAAUCUGAGGACAGUUUGCUGUUAACGGCUACAACUGCUGAGCAAUCAUCUUCCUCCGCAGAACGGUCACAUGAUCGGAACGGAAACCCAUUGAGCGUGUCGUCGUCCAUCUAUCCGGAAUGGUCAAUAAGCGUCGAACAGUUCCUGGCAUCUGCCUUAACAGGUCAAGCGAUUGUAGAUUUUUUUAGUAAACGAGCAGAUCUUACAGAUGCAAUUGCAACCCUAAAGAACCGUAGAUUUAAUCGCGUUCAUUCCUUGUCAGAUACACCUGUGUUAAAUGUAUGAUACACAGAUUCAGCUGUGUAUAAAGAUAGUGUAAGAUAUAUAUAAAAAUUUAUAAAGUGAUAGAUUGCCUUGGAUAAUUGACCAGCAAUUUCAUUUCCUAAGGGAAUUUUUGCAUUCGCUAUGAAUUAGGUAAAUGAAUGUUCGUUCGAAGAACAGAUAGCUAAUACAAAAGACAUUUUUGUAAAAAAGGAAGUGAAAGUAAAAGUGGAUUAGUAAUGUUUUAUUUGUUUCGAAAUAGGGGUAAAUAUUGAAUACGUCCAAUCAUUUAUGCCUACAAUAUUCCUGUUUAUUGAAAAUAAUUAUUAAUAUUAUACAUACCAGUUUAUUAUGUAGGCAAAAUGCAGAUGUUCUUCAAUUUCUUAAAAGACAAAAAUUCCUUGGCCUACAAGUGUAGUGAUCUGUGCAUUAAAAUUUGAAGAAUGAAUAGUGUAUACUCAGGGUAAAUAUUACAAAUGCAUUUCCAUUAACUUUCAUAGAUUAUUUGUGCAUGAAGAGCAAGUUUUCAGCAGUUGAUACUAACAAACAACAAAAAUAUUUUUUAAAAUCGAAUUGUUGAAUGUUUAUAAUACACAAUGAUUUUUCAACUAUAAUAGGAAUGAUAUAUGCACAAAAUUUAUGGUGUCAGUUAUUAGGCACAUUGCUUAAUCUUGUAUGUUUAUCUUGUAUACUUGAGUAAUAUAACAUUAAGCAGUAUUACUCAGAAAAAGUUAGAUAUAUGAAUAUUGAAAUUUGUCUAUAACGAACGAGAAUGUUAAAAUAAUAUAAUAAAUUUACAUUACAUUU
This is a messenger RNA of Nomia melanderi (Alkali bee), 4455 nucleotides long. RefSeq names its product TBC1 domain family member 8/9 (gene Tbc1d8-9). NCBI's taxonomy places the organism in Eukaryota, Metazoa, Arthropoda, Insecta, Hymenoptera, Halictidae. The record is from RefSeq and is a predicted model, not a curated record. Gene Ontology annotation, molecular function: calcium ion binding.